AUGCUGCGAAGUAUCUCUACAGCCUCAGCCUUCAGGCGCAGGGCUCUGCCCCCGCGUCGACCCCACUUGCUGCAGCAGCAACAUGCAGCAGCUGUACCACCAGCAGCAGCAGCAGCAGCAGCAGCAGCAACUUCAGGGGGGCAAGGAGGAGCAUCACCACUCUCUUUAAGCAGGUCUUUAGCUAGCCAAAUCCUCGAGGCAUGCGAUUACUAUGGCAUCGCCGUGCAGCAGGGAGUGCAGGAACAGCAGCAGCAGCAGCAGCAGCUCCUGGCUGAGCAGCAGCAGCAGCAGCAGCAGCAGCAAAAGGAGGAGAAGCAGCAGCAGGAGCAUAGUGUAGGGCUUCGCGUUAGUUUGUUGCUGCCUCCGUCCCCCUUGUCUUUUGCUGCAGUUGCUGCUGUUGCUGCAGUAGGGGGCGUGGCGGUGCCUCUGCCGUUUGCUGAUGCUGCUGUUGCUGCAGAUACAGCAGCAGCUGCAGCAGCAGCAGCAGGAGGCGUAGCUGCAGCAAGUGCAGCAGUAGUGAUGCCGCUGGCAGCAGCAGUCGAAGAUGCGGGGGGAGAAGUAUUUAUUACAAAGACAAAUGCAUGCAGCAGCAGCACGAUCUGCAGCAGCAAAUCCUUGCGGCUGCUGCAGCAGCAGCUGGCUCAGUCGAGGCCGCAGCUGCUGCUAGUACACCCGGCGCUUGCUGCUGCUGCUGCUGCUCUGUGUGAGCAGCUGGGGAUUCAUGUUUGUAUCUGCGGGGCGAGGACUCCAGUAGCAACCGACAUAUGCAUUGCCCAGCAGCAGCAGCAGCAGCAGCAGCAGCAGCAAGCGACACCAGCAGCAGCAGCAGCAGCAGCAGCAGCAGCAGCAGCGCGACUCUUUGUGAGACAGGUGCCUCUAUACACACGCAGGCUGGCAAUACAGACAAAGUGGGUCCCUCUAAGGACAGCGGAGGGAGGCCCCUUGGGGCCCCCUCGAGAGGUGAAGGAGGCGCUUGCUGCUGCUGAGAGCAGCAGCAGCAGCAGCAGCAGCAGCACUAGCAGCAAUACAAGCUGCAGCAGCCUGCUGGCUAGCGACGGGUGGGGGUUGCUGCUGGAGGCCAGCCGCUGCUGGGGGCAGCCGCGCAGUGUGCUGCUGCCGGCAGCAGCAGUGCAGCAGCAGCUGCAGCGCAGCAGAGAGCAGCUGCUGCAGCACGUAUUGCCAGGGCACGAGGCCGUUGUAGCUGCUGCUGCUGCUGCUCUUGUUAAGCCAAAGCUGCUGCUGGCAGCGGUGCUGCCACUGCUGCAGCAGCAAGCCAGCGUCCUGCUGCUGACGAGGCAGCAGAGACCGCCGCUGCCUCUACCUGCACAGGUGGCGCUGCAGCAGCAACCUGCUGAUGCUGCAGCAGAAGCACGUGCUGCUGAGACACCGCAGGCGCGAGCUGCUGCGGUUUGGCAGCUGCUUUUGCAGCAGCGGAAGCAGCAGCAGCAGCAGCAGCAGCAGCAGCAGCAGCGAUGCACGCUGGUCCUCGACAUAGAAACAGCUGAGGCAAUGUUGGCUCAUUACGAGCAUGCAGUAGCAGCAGCUGCUGCAGCAGCUGCUGCAGCAGCAGCACCAAGCAGUGCUUCUGCAGCAGCUGGGGAGGCCCCACUUGCUGCAGCAGCAGACCUUGCUGCUGCUGCGCAGCAGAUGAUUUGCUGCUGCAUCAUCUGCACCGACGAGAGCGACUUCAUUGUUAUGCCAGGCCACGCAGUCCGUGGCGCCAGCAGCAAGAGCAGCAGCAGCAGCAGCAGCAGCAGCAGCAGCAGCAGGAGCGGCAAUCCAGAUUCUGCUGUUUCAUCGCCAAAACCGGCAGUGCGGGUUGCUGCGACAGUCAAGGGGUGGGAGCUGCUGCUGCCGGCUGCUGCUGCAGUGCAGCACGUGCUGACCCUAACAGAAGUGGGCGUCGUAGCAGUGCAGCAGCAGCGUGGCCUAGCAGCAGAGGGUUCAGCUCCUCAUACGCAGCAGCAGCGAGCAGCAGCAGCAGCAGCAGCAGCAGCAGCAGGAGCAGGAGGAGAGGGACAGGCUGCAGGCGUACCUGUAGGCCGGUUGCUGCCGGGUGUUGCUGCAGUGACAGCAGCAGACGGCGCGCUGCUGUUCAGCAGCAGCAGCAUGUAUUUCGAGCGGCCCGUUGCAACAGAGAGUGCCUUUGGGGCCCCCGAGUCAUUGGGGGCCCCCGGGGGCCCCCCAGGUAGGUAUUUCAAGUCCGCGCUACUGGGGUGUAUAGACCCAGGCGGAGACGUGCGAGUGCUGGGGUGUACGUACAGCUCAGCACAGCUGCUGCAGCGGCCCCUGCUGCAGCGGCUGCAGCAGUGGCAGUGGGGGCUGCCCCGUAUGGAGCGCCUGAUUGAGGGCUAUGUACAUAAGGUGCCGAUCACAGGCAAAGAGUGGGGCAACUACCACGCUAAGAAAAGACACUGGAAACGCAUCUUCUAG
Molecule: messenger RNA, 2433 nt
Organism: Eimeria mitis
Lineage: Eukaryota; Apicomplexa; Conoidasida; Eucoccidiorida; Eimeriidae
Exons: 4
Coding region: 1-2433 (810 amino acids)
Biological process (GO): regulation of transcription by RNA polymerase II
Cellular component (GO): nucleus; SWI/SNF complex
Molecular function (GO): transcription coregulator activity
Source: RefSeq, a predicted model, not a curated record